GCUUACCGGGCACCCUUUUGAGGGUCGAAUACAUCGAAAAGCCGCACCAGACGAUACAUCAGCUUACUAACUCAUCAUGUCCACCCCGGCGCCUGCCUCUCCUGAGGGCAGCGCUUCACAGUCCACUCAAGAGUCGAACCAGCCCAUGUCUACGGUGGAUCGGGCUGUCCUCGAAUACCUCCGCACGCGUGGUCACGCCCAGGCAGUUCAGGCGCUGCAGGAAUCCAUCGGUGACGUGGACGGCAAGGGAACGUUGACGGAGCCACCUGUAUCCGCUCAGGACCUGGUGAAGCUACUCGCUAUUUUCUCUCAGAAGGCGGAUCGCCCUGGAGGCAACGCAUUACGGGAUAGCGCUGCAGUGAUAGACGAGCUUUCCAAGCUAGGAAACGCCCCGAGCAUCCAGAAUCUCUUGCAGAGCAUCGGGGCCGUUGGCGCUGAGGACCUUUUAGGAUCCGAUCCAUUGGAUAAACAAGAGGGGUUCCGGGAGCUGGAGGCGUGGGUGGAUGGCUCUUUGGACAUGUAUCGGCCCGAGUUCAGGGCGAUCUUGUUCCCUAUAUUUUGUCAUUUCUACCUUGACCUUGUGCAAUACGGGUUCAAAGAUGCAGCCAUCAACUUCUUCCAGACCUUCUCCGGCCCUCUUGAAGCAGAGCACAGUAGCACCCUACAUCAUUUGUCCACUCUCCUUCUCCCAUCACACGUCCAGAACGAUGAGCUGGCACAACGCUUUCGAAACGAAAAAUACGCUGUCCGUAUGAGCCGUUCCGGCUUCAACCUUCUAAUCGGAUGGCUUACUGAAGGCAUUGGCGGAGAGCCAUCGGGAGGAGAUGCCGGUUUCACAGGCGAACGCGGGAAACGAGGGAGGUCAGCUGUUAUGCGUGUAGUAAAUAAUCACCUGCGCUUCGAUGUCACUGCUACAACUGCAAGCAACUUUCCGGCGAGCGCCUGGGAGGAAUCUACCGGCCUGCUAUCAGCGCUCAUUCCAGAAUCCAGCGGCGGCGCGGCUUCCUACACUGAUCCACAAGCGUUCAAUCGAAUGAAAGGCGAAUUAAAACUCGGACCCGCACCUCUGCAGGAGGAAUUGAAGAUUGAAGCGGAGCGCGUGCUUCGUGAGCAGGCGAUGGUAGAUCGUGAUCCAUCGGCCCAGUACGAUCUACACUAUUUACAACCUCCCGCACCGCCUGGAACGAUCGCGCCGACUUUAUCCGACCUUCCACCACAUCCACCAAACUUCAAGACCGUGGAUGUGAAACGUGAGGUGGAACGCGUACGGGAUGCUCGGAAGCGGAUACGCCUUGAACCGUCUGCUCUGAGCAGCGUCGACCAAGACAGUCCACAGGCUGCAGCAAUCAGGGCCCGUGCCCUCCCGAGUGUAUGCGCAUACACCAUACACAACGUCCCAGAAGGCGUACCCUGCUGUACUUUCUCGGCGGACACGUCGUUAAUGGCGGCUGGAUUCGCGGAAAGUUACAUCAGACUAUGGAGUCUGAAAGGCGAGAGGUUACAGGGCAUGCGCAGCGAUUUCUCCCCCAGCAAUAUCCGCGACGCGGGUUCAAUACGACGAAUACGCGAGAAAGGUGGUUCAACGACGCGGAAACUCGUUGGUCAUAGCGGUCCGGUUUACUCAGUUGCCUUUGACCCCUAUGGUGGUUCGGCCGUGCCUCCGCGGUACCUCCUUUCCAGUUCCGCGGACGCGACGACACGACUUUGGUCAUUAGACACGAUGACUAACGUUGUUGCAUAUCGGGGACAUCAAAAUCCGGUAUGGGACGUACAGUGGAGUCCGAUGGGCGUGUAUUUUGCGACCGCCAGUCGGGACCGCACCGCAAGGCUUUGGUCCACUGAUCGAGUAUCGACACUCAGAGUUUAUGCAGGACAUCUGAAUGACGUAGAUACUGUAAGGUUUCAUCCAAACUCGUUAUAUCUUGCGACAGGAUCUAGCGAUUGGACUGCCCGUCUCUGGGAUGUACAGAAGGGAACAUCUGUCCGCGUCUUCAUCGGCCAUCAAGGUGUUGUAUCUACUUUGGCUUUCUCCCCGGACGGCCGCUACCUUGCGAGUGCUGGCGAGGAUCUGGCUAUCAAUCUGUGGGACCUAGGUUCUGGCAAACGUAUCAAAAAAAUGACGGGCCACACUGCGUCGAUAUACUCUCUGGCUUUCAGCGCCGAGUCGUCCAUGCUUGUCAGCGGAGGCGCUGACUGGACUCUAAGAUGUUGGGAUGUCAAGAGUGCCGGUGGCUCGCCUCCCAAACGUGCGACCGCAAAUGGCGUACUUGCCAACGGAGAUUCAAGGGAUCGCGAGGAGGACAUUAUGGCGUCCACGGACUUGGUGGCGACGUUUCCGACUAAGAGGACACCGUUGAUAAGCGUGCAAUUCACGCCACGCAAUCUCUGCCUGGUGGCAGGCCCGUAUCUGUCCUUGGACCAGCGCUAGAAAAGCCAGGGGAUGUCGAUGCCGUAUUUCCUGCUCUACCCGAUUUGCUGUUCAAUGACCAAUGCAUGAUACUUUGUAUGUGUAUGUAAAUUACUUCAG
This is a messenger RNA of Punctularia strigosozonata HHB-11173 SS5, 2527 nucleotides long. Its product is annotated as TFIID and SAGA subunit. Gene Ontology annotation, biological process: transcription initiation at RNA polymerase II promoter. The transcript is spliced from 9 exons. The coding region runs from base 77 to 2428 and encodes 783 amino acids. The record is from RefSeq and is a predicted model, not a curated record. Gene Ontology annotation, cellular component: transcription factor TFIID complex. Gene Ontology annotation, molecular function: RNA polymerase II general transcription initiation factor activity; protein binding. NCBI's taxonomy places the organism in Eukaryota, Fungi, Basidiomycota, Agaricomycetes, Corticiales, Punctulariaceae.